AUGGACGCAGCUCAAAAGUACGAGCUCAUCACUAAAGACCUUCAGGAGGUCUUAAAUGGCCAAAUCAUCAAGGAGAUCUUGGAGAAAAACGAGCGUCCCCUCAAGAUCUACUGGGGAACUGCACCAACAGGAAAGCCUCACUGUGGAUACUUCGUCCCAAUGAUUAAAUUGGCUCAUUUCUUGAAGGCAGGAUGCGAGGUUACUGUUUUGAUUGCCGAUCUUCAUGCCUACUUGGACAACAUGAAGGCUCCAUUGGAAGUGGUCGAGUACAGAGCCAAGUACUACGAGGCAGUUGUAAAGACCAUUUUGACCUCGAUCAAUGUUCCUAUUGAGAAGUUGAAGUUCACCAUUGGCCGUGACUAUCAAUUGACUCCUGAGUAUGUGAUGGAUCUCUUCAAGCUUUCCAACAAGGUCUCCCAGAACGAUGCCAAGAGAGCCGGUGCCGAUGUGGUCAAGCAAGUGGCCAACCCAUUGCUUUCCGGUUUGAUCUACCCAUUGAUGCAGGCUUUGGAUGAGCAAUUUUUGGAUGUAGAUGCUCAGUUUGGUGGUGUGGACCAGAGAAAGAUCUUUGUUCUCGCCGAAGAGAACUUGCCAGGUAUUGGCUACAAGAAGAGAGCACACUUGAUGAACAAGAUGGUACCAGGUUUGGGCCAGGGCGGUAAGAUGAGUGCUUCUGACCCUAACUCCAAGAUCGACGUUGUUGAGGAGCCAAAGGUUGUCAAGAAGAAGAUUGGCGCUGCCUUCUGUGAGCCUAAGGUCGUGGCCGACAACGGCUUGAUUGCAUUCAUUGAGAACAUCGUUCAGCCAAUCCAAGAGUUGAAGGGCGGUGAACCUGGCGCUUUGCAGUUUCACAUUGACAGACCUGAGAAAUACGGUGGUCCAAUCACUUACACCACUUUGGAUCAAUUGAAGGCCGACUACGAAGCUGAUAUUUUGAAGCCUGUCGACUUGAAGGCUGGUGUUGCUGACCGUAUCAAUGAGCUUUUGGCUCCUAUCAGAGCUGCCUACGAAUCUGACCCAGACUUCCAGCUUGCCUCCGAGAAGGGUUACCCAGUGGAUGCUCCUAAGGAGAAGAAGAAGGAAAAGAAGGUCAAGAACAAGGGAACCGGCUACCCUGGUGCCGGCAAGCCAAAGAAGGAGGAGGUUGACAAGCUUGCAGAGGAUUUGGAGAAGACUAACGUAUAG
Messenger RNA from Australozyma saopauloensis, 1185 nucleotides. RefSeq names its product tyrosine--tRNA ligase (gene TYS1). The transcript has a single exon. Gene Ontology annotation, biological process: tyrosyl-tRNA aminoacylation. NCBI's taxonomy places the organism in Eukaryota, Fungi, Ascomycota, Pichiomycetes, Serinales, Metschnikowiaceae. Gene Ontology annotation, molecular function: ATP binding; tyrosine-tRNA ligase activity. Gene Ontology annotation, cellular component: cytoplasm. The record is from RefSeq and is a predicted model, not a curated record. The coding region runs from base 1 to 1185 and encodes 394 amino acids.